Amphimedon queenslandica is the source of this 606-nucleotide messenger RNA. RefSeq lists its product as uncharacterized. NCBI's taxonomy places the organism in Eukaryota, Metazoa, Porifera, Demospongiae, Haplosclerida, Niphatidae. The record is from RefSeq and is a predicted model, not a curated record. The coding region runs from base 1 to 606 and encodes 201 amino acids. The transcript is spliced from 2 exons.
AUGUCAUCAUGGCAAGAAUAUGAAAAGCGAAUGGCUUUGGAUCAAUCAGUUGGAGUACAGUUAGACAGGAUUGGUGCACAAGUAAUAGACAACAACAGAAAAAAAAGAGCUGUGGAAGCAAGUGAAAUAUUUAGUGGUCUCAAGUCCUUCUCGUUUGUCGUGAGUCUUCUGAUCUAUAAGAAAGUGUUUGGCAUCACAACUCAAUUAUCUGAUGCUUUCCAAUCAGAAUCACUUCACAUUGGACAAGCUGCCAAUCUUGUAGUUGCAACUAUUGAUACUUUUGAAGAUAUGAGGUCAGAUGACAAAUGGGAGUUUCUUUGGGAAGAAGCUCCAGCAUUCAGUCAGAAGCAUGGCUUAUCAAUGUCACAGCCAGUUCACAGAAGAACACCAAGGCAAACCCAGUUACCUUCCGGACUUAGUGACAGCAUAGUAACUGAUACAGUAGGACAUACUGUCAAUAAUCAAUGUAGCCAUGACUACAAGAGAAAUGUAUAUGUAGAUGUCAUUUUUCAAGAAAUGAAGGAACGUUUUAGUACUGAAAGCAUCAGCUUAUUGAAGGCCAUUGACUGUCUUCAUCCAACUUCAAAUAAACUUCCUAAAUUCUAA